AUGCCGAACGUCUUUGCAGUCCCAGUCUUCUUCAUUUGCUUCCGCGAGUGUCUGGAAACAAGCAUUAUUGUUUCCGUCCUUCUCGCUUUCCUCAAGCAAACGCUGGGGCCGUCGCAGGACGCCGCUGUGUACAAGCGGCUCGUGCGCCAGGUGUGGUAUGGCGUGGGGGCAGGCGUGAUAAUCUGCCUCAUCAUCUGCGCUGGUGUGAUAGCGACUUUCUACACGGCGGGAAAGAAUACGUUUGAGACGGCCGAGAACAUCUGGGAAGGCGUGUUUGGCAUCCUAGCCAGUGUCAUCAUCACGUUGAUGGGCGCUGCUUUGCUCCGCAUCAGCAAACUCCAGGACAAAUGGCGAGUCAAGAUAUCCAAGGUGCUCGAGCAAAAGGACCUCAACCUGCCGGUCAAGGGGAAGCUGAAGCGAUGGACGGAGAAGUAUGCCAUGUUCAUCUUGCCGUUUAUUACGGUGCUUCGUGAAGGUAUCGAAGCGGUGCUGUUCAUUGCGGGUGUCAGUCUCAGCGCUCCAGCAACAAGCUUUCCCCUUGCCGUCAUUUGCGGGCUGGGUGCAGGUGCGCUGGUGGGAUUCUUCAUCUACAAGGGUGGUAACAAGACUUCGCUGCAGAUCUUCCUCGUGGUGUCCACGUGCUUUCUUUACCUUGUGGCGGCGGGCCUCUUCUCCAAGGGAGUGUGGAAUCUCGAGCAGAAUGCCUGGGUCAAGCUGGCCGGAGAGGGCGCUGCCGAGGCUGGUUCAGGCCCUGGUAGCUACGACAUCAGGAACAGCGUGUGGCAUGUAAACUGUUGUUCUCCGCUCGAAAAUGGCAGUGGCGGCUGGGGUAUCUUCAACUCGCUGCUCGGGUGGCAGAACAGCGCAACGUACGGAUCCGUCAUCUCGUACAACGUGUACUGGCUUGCAGUGAUUCUCGGCUUCGUCUUCAUGGGGCUGAGAGAGCGCAAGGGCAGCGCCUCGCACAAUGGCGAGAUGGAAAGCGACACGUCGAGCGAGCAGCGCGAGACGGCACAGGCGAGCAAGAUUGCCGACGAGGGCAUGGGCGUCAACACGGCGGUGAGGGAGGUCAAGUAA
This is a messenger RNA of Exserohilum turcica Et28A, 1077 nucleotides long. RefSeq lists its product as uncharacterized. Gene Ontology annotation, molecular function: ferrous iron transmembrane transporter activity. The transcript has 5 exons. Gene Ontology annotation, cellular component: high-affinity iron permease complex; plasma membrane. The record is from RefSeq and is a predicted model, not a curated record. The coding region runs from base 1 to 1077 and encodes 358 amino acids. NCBI's taxonomy places the organism in Eukaryota, Fungi, Ascomycota, Dothideomycetes, Pleosporales, Pleosporaceae. Gene Ontology annotation, biological process: iron ion transmembrane transport.